Cylicocyclus nassatus is the source of this 1174-nucleotide messenger RNA. The record is from the annotation of a GenBank genome assembly. Lineage: Eukaryota; Metazoa; Nematoda; Chromadorea; Rhabditida; Strongylidae.
AUGCGAAAUAGAGCUGUUCAUCAGUACCUGUCAUUGUUGCCAUUGGAAGGCAGGGGAUCAACAAUGCUACCGUUGCUCAUUUUGCUUGCGACUGCGUUGGUCGUACAGCCCAUUACAGUAGAUGAAUACAAGAAGUUGCCAGUGGAGAAGGAUUUCAAAGAUAUGACAGGUCAAGAAGCAGUGGACUACAUAAACUCACAUCAAACAUUCUACAAGGCAGCUUACAAGCCAGGAAUCGAGGAAUUUGUGCAGUCGCGAUUGAUGAAAUCAAAGUACCUUGAUGAUCCACUUGCCGACAAGCUGAUGCCACGCAUAGAACCUGUUGGAGACGAUCCUCUUCCAGAAAGCUUCGAUCCACGCGAUAAAUGGACUAAAUGUGCCAAGAUAAUCGGCCACAUUCGAGACCAGUCCAAUUGCGGUUCGUGUUGGGCAGUAGCGAACACUGAAGUGAUGUCAGAUCGUGUAUGUAUUCAGACAGACGCAAAAUACACUGUACAUAUCUCUGAUACCGACUUGCUUGCAUGCUGCGGAUCAUACUGCGGUUAUGGAUGCGAAGGUGGAUAUACCGCUCGAGGCUGGACAUACUUUACGUCAUCGGGAAUCUGCACAGGAGGGCCUUAUGGUGAUAAGAACUGCUGCAAACCAUACGCAUUCUAUCCAUGUGGCAAACACGAAAACCAAACAUAUUACGGUCCAUGUCCCUGGAACACUUGGGAUACACCCGCAUGCCGCAAUCAGUGUCAACUAAAAUAUCGUAAGAGGGAAUAUGAGGACGACAAAUUCUGGGGAAAUGGUAGCUACUAUGUCGCUGCAAAUGAAACUGCUAUCAGGAGGGAAAUAUAUAACAAUGGACCAGUGCUCGUAUCUUUUAGAGUCUACUCUGACUUCAGUUACUACAAAGGAGGAGUUUAUAUACAAAAAUCUGGAUAUGAUCAAGGAGGGCACGCCGUAAAAAUGGUUGGAUGGGGUGUAGAUAAAACAGGCGCUUCACCAAUACCUUACUGGUUGGUCGCUAACUCGUGGAACGUUGAUUGGGGAGAAAAUGGUUUCUUCCGCAUCAUUCGUGGAACAAACGAGUGUAACAUUGAAGGAAAUGUAAUUGGUGGACGUGUUAAUCUCAAAAAGCUUCCCUAAAUUGUGCUGCUUUUUCUGAAUAAAUGUUCAUAUUUUAUUA